AUGAAGUUCUUUACCUUAGCUCUCGCAACUCUGCUAGCCCAGACGGUCACGAUCGCCCAAAGUCUGUUCAAGCACCAGUCCAAUGGCUUCCGUCUUAUCCUCAAGUCAAUCGACAAAAACUUCAAUGACCACGCACUCGGAGUUUGCCAUUGGUCCGCAGUCCACGAAGGCCUAUGCCUGUACGAUGACACGACUGCCACCCCUGCACGUCCCCCCACUACCUUCUACCACAACGUAUCCUCCUACGACGACAUCCAGGGUAUUCUCAACUGGCCCCCGCCUCUUUGGGGCACCGAUGAUCCCGUCUCGUCCGCAAUGCAGUUCGACUAUGUUGCUGGGACCAAUCUCGUGUACGCGACUUUCACGCCCGGGACCGACACAUACCAACUGGUGUGCUUCGAAGAGGGCAGCGCUAGCAUGUACAUUGCAAUCGCCGGAGAUGAUACUCGCAAGGCCCCUGAUUGGGUUGAUCCACCGAAAGAAGGUCAAGAAUUGGUAUCUGUGUGCUAUGAGGUUUGA
Alternaria arbusti is the source of this 519-nucleotide messenger RNA. RefSeq lists its product as uncharacterized. Bases 1 to 519 code for a protein of 172 amino acids. The record is from RefSeq and is a predicted model, not a curated record. Lineage: Eukaryota; Fungi; Ascomycota; Dothideomycetes; Pleosporales; Pleosporaceae. The transcript has 2 exons.